This is a messenger RNA of Telopea speciosissima, 1403 nucleotides long. RefSeq names its product protein RICE SALT SENSITIVE 3-like. The coding region runs from base 113 to 1303 and encodes 396 amino acids. The transcript has 7 exons. The record is from RefSeq and is a predicted model, not a curated record. Lineage: Eukaryota; Viridiplantae; Streptophyta; Magnoliopsida; Proteales; Proteaceae.
AGGUAUAAAUGUGGGUAUAGUCCCAGUUGGUUGCCUCAUACUUGGAGGAUAGGACAUUGGGUGCUUCCUUCUUUUAUAGAGAGAGAGGAAGUUGUAAUAAUCUGAAAGGUUGAUGGAGGAACAGCUUAACCCAUUAGCUGCCACACAUCUCCUUCAACAGACUUUGAGAAGCUUAUGUAUUCAUGAAAACUCUCAAUGGGUUUAUGCUGUAUUCUGGAGGAUCUUGCCUAGAAAUUACCCACCACCAAAAUGGGAUGUACCAGGAGGAGCCUAUGAUAGAUCAAGAGGAAACAGGAGGAACUGGAUACUAGUAUGGGAAGAUGGGUUCUGCAAUUUUGCAGCUUCAACCGCUGAGAUCGAGUCCGGCAAUUGCCCAGACUCAUCUGUAAAUGGAAACUAUGAAUUCCAACACCUUAAAGGCCUGCAACCUGAGCUUUUCUUCAAGAUGUCUCAUGAAAUCUACAACUAUGGAGAAGGUUUGAUUGGAAAAGCGGCUGCAGAUCACAGCCAUAAAUGGGUAUUCAAGGAGCCAAGUGAUCAAGAAAUCAACUUCCUGUCUGCAUGGAAUAACCAAGGAGAGACACAUCCAAGGACAUGGGAAGCUCAGUUCCAGUGUGGCAUCAAGACCAUUGCUUUGAUUGCAGUCAGAGAAGGUGUUGUUCAAUUAGGGGCACUUCACAAGGUGGUGGAAGACCUGAGCUACAUUGUUCUACUGAGAAAGAAGUUCAAUUAUCUGGAGAGCAUCCCAGGUGUCCUCCUACCACAUCCAUCAUCUUCAGCAUUCCCUUUCAAGGGCGAGCUGGGAUGCAGUGCAGCAGAUCACACUUGGCCAGGGAAUACAGCACUCACCGCCCAGCCGGCAAUAACAUCGAUGACAACCGACUUUUACAAUCAGUAUGGUCAGCCUGUAAAGAUCACUCCAUCCAUGAGCAGCCUUGAAGCACUUCUCUCAAAGCUCCCAUCUGUGGUUCCCUCACCGUCCCCAUCCUCGUCCGGAUACUGUGAAUCAACACCGCAGCUUGUAUUGUCACACCAGCCACCACCACCAUCAUCGUCCCAAUAUUAUGAAUCAUCAACACCAACACAGCUUUUAUCACCACACCAGCCAUUGGAAUUGAUGGGAAAGGAGAAGAUGGACAAGGAAGAGAUAGAGGAGGAAUAUGGAGAAGGGAGAGAGACAAGUGAGGGUAGCAGUUCCAUGUCUUCAUAUCAUUAUCAUCAUCACCAUAAUAGUAAUUAUGAGCAUCACCAUUACCAUCAUCACCUCAAUGUAAGCAACAGCAGACCAAACAAAGAACUCUAAGUGAUUCGCAGAUCGAAUGGACUACAAGUUUCACAUCCGGUUCUAACCUGUAGUUUUUAAUUUCAGUCUCAUUGUAUGUUCUCUUUAGCCAUCCUCGUAG